Molecule: messenger RNA, 4618 nt
Organism: Fundulus heteroclitus (mummichog)
Lineage: Eukaryota; Metazoa; Chordata; Actinopteri; Cyprinodontiformes; Fundulidae
Gene: myrf
Product: myelin regulatory factor
Exons: 27
Coding region: 171-3236 (1021 amino acids)
Biological process (GO): positive regulation of DNA-templated transcription; central nervous system myelin maintenance; protein autoprocessing
Cellular component (GO): endoplasmic reticulum membrane; nucleus
Molecular function (GO): sequence-specific DNA binding; DNA-binding transcription factor activity
Source: RefSeq, a predicted model, not a curated record
UUUAAGCAGAAGGAACUUCAGCGCAGUUACGUGGUGCGUUUAUGCAAAGCAGAGAAGCGGAGCAACAUCGGGAUUCCGUGAUGUAUAUGUGAAAGUCCCCCCCAAAUCCGAAUCGGUGUCGUUCGGACAAGGGGAGACUUUGAUGGAGGUUUUAUGUGGGACUCGCUAGGAUGGACGUGGUAGACGAAACAGAGGCUCUACAACGAUUUUUCGAAGGUCAUGAUAUUACCAGUUCUCUGGAGCCAGCCAACAUCGACACCAGUAUCCUGGAAGAGUACAUCAGCAAGGAGGACGAUAGCACUGACAUCUGUUUCUCAGAGGUCCACAGCGCUCCAGGACCAAAUUAUUCAUCUCCUCAGGCAGGAGUGUCCUCCUCUGGAGGAUUGGUGUGUGGUGUGAGCCCCCCUAUUCCUCUGCGCCAAGGAGCCCCUGGGCCCCCCAGCUGUCAGAACGCCUACCCCCAGGGUCCUUCUCUGGGGCUCCGACACAGUUACUCCUGCCUGGGCCAGCAGCAGCAGCAGGCUCACGUCAAGCCAGAGCACAGGGGCCAUUACGCUCCAGGGACUCUUCCUGAGUCCCCACCAGACUCCAGCUCUGAGGCUUAUUCCCCUCAACAGGUAAAUGAUCCUCACAUGAUCAGAACCAUGACUCCAGAGAAUAUGUGCCACAUGACGCCGACGCCACCCCUCCCACCACACGGCCACUAUCCCGGCAUGCAUCGGGACAUGUACCUAAAGCCGGAGUCCGUGAUCUCGCAGUAUCCCAUGGGUCCGGCCACCAGUGGAAGCGGGGACAUGCAGCAGACGCAGAUGCUCCAUCAGUUGCUGCAGCAUCCUCAGGGGCAAGACAGCAUCCCCGUUCAUCAAGCCAAGAAGAGGAAGCACUCCGACUCUCCCAACAGCACCUUGAAUUCCCAAAUCCUCACAGGUAUCAUCAAACAAGAACCAGGUUUAAUGCAGGACGCCGACAACGCCUACUUGGACCCAAACUAUCAGUGCAUCAAGUGGCAACCUCACCAGCAGAACAAAUGGACGCCACUAUACGAUGUCAACUGCAAAGAGCUUCCAAUGCCAACCUACCGUGUUGACGCUGACAAAGGCUUCAACUUCUCCUUGGCUGAUGAUGCCUUUGUGUGCCAGAAGAAGAACCAUUUCCAGGUCACUGUCUACAUUGGGAUGCUUGGAGAUGCUAAAUAUAUCAAAACGAAUGAAGGCCUGCAGCCCCUGGACUGUUUUUACCUCAAACUCCAUGGAGUGAAGGUGGAAGCUAUGAAUCAGUCGAUCAGUGUGGAACAGUCACAGUCUGACCGCAGCAAGAGGCCAUUCAAGCCAGUGCUUGUCACGUUGCCCGCUGAGCAAGUCACCAAGGUGACAGUAGGGCGGCUCCACUUCAGCGAGACCACAGCAAAUAACAUGAGGAAGAAGGGCAAACCAAACCCCGAUCAGAGGUAUUUCAUGCUGGUGGUGGCCCUGCACGCACAGUCCCACAGUCAGAGCUACACUGUGGCGGCACAUGUGUCUGAGAGGAUCAUCGUCAGGGUAACGUCUGGCCAUGCCUCCAACCCAGGCCAAUUUGAAAGUGACAAUGAGGUUUUGUGGCAGCGUGGGCAGCUGCCAGACUCCGUGUACCACCACGGCAGAGUUGGCAUUAAUACAGACCGCCCAGACGAGGCCCUCGUUGUGCACGGCAACCUGAAAGUCAUGGGCUCCCUCGUCCAUCCAUCAGACAUCAGGACAAAAGAAAAUGUCCAGGAGGUUAACACCACAGACAAUUUAAAAAGGAUUUCUCAGAUGCGGCUGGUCCAGUACCAAUACAAGCCAGAGUUUGCUGCCACUGUGGGCAUAGAGGACACAGCAGAGACAGGCGUCAUUGCCCAGGAGGUUCAGCAGAUCUUGCCUGAAGCUGUGAAGGAAGGAGGUGAUAUAGUGUGUGCUAAUGGAGAAACCAUCCCCAACUUGUUGGUUGUCAAUAAGGAGCGUAUCUUCAUGGAGAACGUUGGCGCUGUAAAGGAGCUCUGCAAGCUGACAGACAACCUGGAGACUCGCAUAGAUGAACUGGAGCGCUGGAGCCGCAAACUAGCCAAGCUGCGGCGCCUCGAUAGCAUGAAGAGCACAGUGAGCGGGAGCACGGUGAGCCAGUCGGGAAGUUAUUUUAGCAGAACAGGAAGCGGUCCGCUGAAGAAAAAGACCGUCAAACCGGGAAGCAAGAGCUCCCCUCUAGACCAGGGCUGCAUCAGUCAGAGGUUCGUGCAGGGGACCAUCCUGGCUCUUCUCAUUGUCAUGGCCUUCAGUGUCAUUUCGAUGUCAGUUCUUUACGUGCUCACGCUACACCACAGAGGAGCCGUCACAGAGAAAGACGGCUAUGUUUCUUCCUGUGUUCUCUACAUCUCUUGGAUGCCUAUCUUCACUGCCACUGUAACUGUUUGUCCACCUGUCUGCACAUGGUCGAGAGCUGCAGUGGAAUCAUCCCGCAAGAAUCCCUUCAGUCCAGUUUCUACCACACCUGCACCAGCUUGCUGUUCAACCACAGCUGUGAACAACCAAUCAGCAACCGCUCUGACGUUGAGUAGCAACCAAUCCACACCUGGUUUAAGUGUCCCAGUUCCCACUCCUGGCACCAUCGUUAAGAAGGCCAAGUCCAGGCAAAUGGACAAAGAUGGCCACAGCAGGAACCGUCUCAGCCACACCUCAGCACCCAUGUACUUUUCCAAAUCCAAGAGACCUGUGUCCCCAGAUGCGGAAGGAGUGGGAACCACCAACCGGCUGCCUCCAGGUCAACAGCCAGCGCCACGGAGACAACGCAGCCUGCUUGCAAAAGGAGCAGAGACAGUUCCAUCUCUAACGAGUGUACAUAUUGUGGAGACGGACCAUGAAAUCGCCGGACGGAGAUGUGAGCCAGCGGAGAGCUGCAGCUACACACUAUCACUUCGUGGACAACAAAAUGCUUCCAUAUCACAAAUCACUCUGCACAUGAUGUCAAGAAAGAGUGUGUGGGUGAAACAAUGUGGAGCCACCAAAGGACGUUUAUGUCCCAACCACACAGAGACAGAGCUGUACAGUAGACAGAGUACAUCAACGAAGGGGACUCAUCACCUCUGGUCAAUGCCCGUUUCGUCUUUCCAGGACGUCACCUAUCACUUCCGUGUCUCUCACUCUGGAGAAGUGAGUUGUGCCACAGAAGAAAAAAUCCCAUUGCACUCUGACUACCAUUUUCUCAUUCAAAGCAGCUGUGUGUGAGGAGGAAGAUGAUAUGUGCAUGUGUCUUCACACUUGGUCGUGUAUUUCCUAUUUGUCGUUCUAGCUGCAGACUGUUGUGAUGUGAGAGGAUGUGAUUUUGUUUUAUUACUGUAUAUUAUUUUAAAGGUAUCCAUGAAGAACAAACUGUACCACUGUCCCAACUGCAAUCCAAGUAGAUUUUUUUUAAUGAGAGACCCUUAAUUCCUGUGAACACUGGGUUCCAGCCCUUCCAGAGUUGUUGGCACCCUUUGUUCAAAUGUGUAAAAAGCCAGAAAAUAUAUGUAUUCAGCUUUGACUGCAUUAGGAUAUUAUCACACUGAAAAGGAAAUGAGUUGCAUUCAUUCAGAUUGGGAGAAACGUUUCAUGUCGGAUGAUAAAUCCUUGACAUUAUGUGAACCACACAGAGAGAUUGGCAGAUAGUGCAGCCUUCUCCCUGUGUUAAAAUGAGGAAUGUUGAGCAUUUUGUAAAGUUAUGUUUUGGUAUCAGUUUGACAAAAAAUUAAAUAUUAAAUCUCUUUAGCACCUCAGCAAUAAAUCAUCUCGUGACCCCAUAGAGGUGUCUGUCCCGAUGCUCUCUUUGGGAACCAUCGGUCUUAGACCCCUAAGUUCUGUCCUAUGAUCUCUUCUGCUCGCCCUGCACAAAAUUCAGUGUUAAAUAUUCAAUAGGAUUUAGGUGUGGGGACCAAGAAUGCCAUGGAGGGACUUUGACCUUUUGUCCAGUGAACCAUUUCUGUGUUGCUCACAUGUUUUGGAACAUCAAACUGCUGAAAGUACCAAUGAUGAUCCAUUUCAUUUUUCACAGACAGCCACGGAUUUUACUAAAACGCAUAUUUUUUAUUUUUUUUAUUUUUUGUUACAUGAUCUUGGUUUUUGGAGACUUGGUGACCCCAAGAUGCUUUGGAAGAUUGUAUAUUCCCCAUAACAUUAUUUUUACUAUAAAUGCUGGGAAUACAAAUAUGUGUCCUCAUCCAGCCUCACCAGUUACAAUUUAUUUUUUUUUAAACCAUUUGAUUAUUCCUCUAAUAAUGCAUGAUCAACCCAUCUCUCCCUGAGGGAGAGAAGUUCUCUUGUCUUUCUCAUUUUAAAGAGUGGCUGAGAGGAUUGUGCCUCUGUGUGACGUUAUGUCUAUCUGCCAUGAAAUCAGAAAGUAGUUCAUUUUUCUAAAGAUUGAAGCUCCUAAAAUUCUGAUUAACUGACACAAUAGAGUUUAAUUUAAAAUAAUACUUUAGUUUAAUUAGUUUUAUCCACUGAUUUUGGUGUUGGUGUUUUUAUUUAAAACUAUGAUUUGUUAUCAUAAUGGACGUUUUCUUUCAACUCUGAAAACACGGUCUCAUGUGUUUAUCCAUAUUCGUCACUGAAGAUUGUGAUUCUGCAAAAAUAAA